UUUGUUUCUAUGGGUGGUGCAAUGUACCCUGCAGGCAAGGAUGGCAGCAAGGUAACGACCGUGGUGGCGACUCCCGGUGCUGGUCCAGAUCGUCCCCAAGAAGUCGCGUACACCGACACCAAGGUCAUCGGCAAUGGCAGCUUCGGCGUGGUAUACCAGGCCAAACUCUGCGAUUCGGGCGAGAUGGUCGCGAUCAAGAAGGUUCUCCAGGAUAAGCGAUUUAAAAACAGAGAAUUACAAAUUAUGCGACGCCUCGAGCACUGCAACAUUGUGAAACUCAAAUAUUUCUUUUACUCUAGUGGUGAUAAGAAGGACGAGGUUUAUCUCAAUCUAGUCCUGGAAUAUAUACCCGAAACUGUGUACAAAGUCGCUCGACAUUAUAGCAAAAGCAAGCAGACGAUACCAAUCAGCUUCAUUAAGCUGUAUAUGUAUCAACUGUUCCGUUCGUUGGCGUACAUUCACUCGUUGGGUAUCUGCCACAGAGAUAUUAAGCCGCAAAAUCUACUCUUAGAUCCAGAUACCGGUGUUUUGAAGCUAUGCGAUUUUGGUUCGGCUAAACAUCUAGUGAAAGGCGAGCCCAACGUGUCUUACAUUUGCAGUCGCUAUUAUCGUGCACCUGAGCUCAUCUUUGGUGCUAUCGAUUAUACUACAAAGAUCGAUGUUUGGAGCGCAGGUUGCGUGUUGGCAGAACUGCUGCUAGGCCAACCGAUUUUCCCUGGCGAUAGCGGUGUUGAUCAGUUGGUAGAAAUUAUCAAAGUUCUUGGUACGCCUACGCGCGAUCAGAUACGUGAGAUGAAUCCCAAUUAUACUGAAUUCAAAUUUCCACAAAUUAAAUCGCAUCCUUGGCAAAAGGUAUUCAGGGCGCGCACCCCGCCGGAGGCGAUGGACCUGGUGGCGCGGCUGCUGGAGUACACCCCGUCGCUCCGUAUGACGCCGCUGCAGGCGUGCGCGCACUCCUUCUUCAACGAGCUGCGCGAGCAGGGGACGCGGCUGCCGAGCGGUCGUGAGCUACCGCCGCUCUUCAACUUCACCGAGCACGAGCUGCGCAUCCAGCCGGUCCUCAACAGCAUGCUGAUACCCAAGUACAUGCAGUCGUCGGCCGCCACCGCUACUACCACCGGUACGGAGGGGAAUAAUCCUGGCGGAGGUGUGGGCGGCGGAGGUGGUGGCGGUCAAUCGGACGCCGCCGCCAGCGCUAGCGGUAACUCUAAUGAUAAUAGCGUUACCAGUCCUAUCACCACCACCAACACCAUCAGUACCAAUACACAGAACACUGACUCCAGCCAAUCAAACAUGGCUUGAAUCGCUUCGCUCUUCUUUUCCUCAUUUUUCUUUUUUUUUUCUUUUUUUUUCCUUUUUAACGUUGUCAAGAAGGAAGAUCAGAUCGCAGCGGAGUUAUAUGACGAAUUAUCUUCUAAUUAUCUUCUGACGAGGAUGUCCAUGUUGUAAAUGCGAUAUACGGAGUGUCCCGUUUUUUUUAAUCGAUCGCCGUCAAUUUUCUUUUUAUUGAUACAGGACAUUGUACAACAAAAUGUUUUGAACGAACAUUUGAAGGGGGACAGAAGAUCUGGUGCUACAGACUUUUCUAAAGGGUGCUUUUCUUGAUUCUUCGCAACUUUCGCAACUUUCGGCACAAGAAGUUAGAUGAUCAAAAAAUGAAUAGUUCAUGAGAUAUUUUAUAUUUAAAUUUGAUGU
Messenger RNA from Nylanderia fulva, 1695 nucleotides. Lineage: Eukaryota; Metazoa; Arthropoda; Insecta; Hymenoptera; Formicidae. The record is from RefSeq and is a predicted model, not a curated record.